AGAGGGUUCCUAGAAAGUCCUUAGGAUCUGAAACAGAGGAGGAGAGUUUUGGGCAUUUCUUGACUUGGUUUUGAAAAUGAGGCAUUCUGCAGCAGUUUGGGAUUACAGAGCUGCAACUGAGAUUACAAAGGAUUGGAAUGGGAUCGAUCAGGUGGUGCUUCGAAACCCACAGGGGGCUUCAGUCAAGGUUAGCUUACAAGGAGGACAAAUCACAUCUUGGAGGAAUGAGCAUGGAGAAGAACUUCUAUUUACUAGUAGUAAGGCAAUUUUUAAGCCUCCAAAAUCCAUGCGUGGAGGAAUCUCUAUUUGUUUUCCACAGUUUGGAAACUGCGGAUCACUAGAGCAUCAUGGAUUUGCCAGGAACAGGAAUUGGACAAUUGAUGAAAACCCACCUCCUCUGCACCCAAAUGAUUCCCAUGGAAAAUCCAUCGUCGACCUCCUGCUCAAACCAUCAGAAGAAGACCUCAAGUUCUGGCCUCACAGUUUUGAGCUUCGUCUCAGAGUAGUCCUUGCAGCAGAUGGAGACCUGGCAUUAAUUGCUCGAGUUAGGAACGUAAAUGGGAAGCCAUUUAGUUUCUCUUUUGGGUAUCACACAUAUCUGCCGGUUUCCGACAUAAGUGAAGUGAGGAUAGAAGGAUUGGAGACACUGGAUUUCCUAGACAACCUUUGCCAAAGAGAACGUUUUACAGAACAAGGAGACGCUAUCACUUUUGAGUCAGAGAUGGAUCGAGUUUAUCUGAGUUCUCCAAAUGUCAUUGCUGUCCUCGAUCAUGAAAGAAAAAGAACAUACGUUGUGAGAAAGGAGGGACUACCGGAUGUUGUGGUAUGGAAUCCAUGGGAGAAGAAAUCAAAAGCGAUGACUGAUUUUGGGGAUGAGGAGUAUAAGCAUAUGUUGUGCGUUGAUGGGGCAGCAAUUGAGAGGCCAGUCAAUCUGAAGCCAGGGGAGGAAUGGACAGGGCGGUUGAAGCUCUCAGUCGUGCCAUCCAGUUUCUGCAGUGAGCAUUUAGAUCUCCAGAGGACCGAGAAGAGAGGCCACUGGAUGAGUAUUUAGAUGAAGAUAUCAUUUAUCAAGGGUUCUAAGGAUGUGGGAUUGAAUUAGCCUAGGAAUUUUAGGAACAGUUCAAUGUUGCUCUAUAUCUUAGCACUGAACUGAAUGUGUAUAAAUUAUCAGUUCUCGUAUCAAGUUUGCAAAUUGACAAGGUCCUGUAGUGAGGAUAAUCAAGCCUAUGUUUUUCAAGAAUGGCUGCCAGAACUAUUUGUCUCUUUUCCAACUGAAAAUCUGUUUCAGAAUCAAAUAAAGUUAUCUUUCUUUG
Rubroshorea leprosula is the source of this 1313-nucleotide messenger RNA. The record is from the annotation of a GenBank genome assembly. NCBI's taxonomy places the organism in Eukaryota, Viridiplantae, Streptophyta, Magnoliopsida, Malvales, Dipterocarpaceae.